This is a messenger RNA of Manacus vitellinus (golden-collared manakin), 1596 nucleotides long. Its product is annotated as syncytin-2. The transcript has 2 exons. The record is from RefSeq and is a predicted model, not a curated record. NCBI's taxonomy places the organism in Eukaryota, Metazoa, Chordata, Aves, Passeriformes, Pipridae. Bases 344 to 1471 code for a protein of 375 amino acids.
AAUUCCCGCCGGUCUGAGAAGUCCAGCUCCACGGAACCCACGAAAACAAGCACGGAGCAUAGAGGCUCUACUUUGCAGAAGCUGCAGAAGGUCAUUGAGUUAUCCAGACCUAUAGGACUGGACACCCCUGCUCACCCAUUCCAGCCAGGAGACUGGGUCUACGUCAAGUGGUGGAACAGUGACCCCUUGAGAGCCAGGUGGAGAGGACCUUACCAAGUCCUGCUGACCUCCCUCACCUCCGUCAAAGUUGCUGGCAGAGAACCCUGGUUCCACUACUCUAGAGUCAAGAAAGCAUCAGCUCCUGGGACAACCAACCAGACAGAACCAGACACCGACGACGAGGAUGUGGAAUAGACUGCUUGUUCUGUGUAUUCUGUUCAUGCAACCGGUAACCAUGAACCGAGUUUGGGACCAAAAAUUGCAUGUGGCCCUAGUCCAAAACGUAUCUAAAAUUCUCCGAAAAACGGAAUGCUGGAUUUGUACUCAAGUACCAGCAAUUGACGAUGAGAAUAGUGAGUGGCCCCUAAUUGGCAUUUUACUAAACGAGACAAACUUCGGUAAAUCCAUGAUGAAUUUCCCAGGGUCCUGGAAGCCAGUUACAGAGGCCUAUUACCCGGUGGCCCUAAGUAAUGUAAUUUCUAAUCAGGAUGUUGUUCCCUGUAUGAUCAUAAACGCUACAGGAAAAAUCAUUCUCCCCCCCUACUGUGAUAAAAACAAUUUAAAAGAAGAAAUAAACCCAGAAAUUGUUGCAGGGAUGGCACAGUUCCCUUUGAGAUUAAUUCCUCCCCAGGGUUCGGGAUGGUAUUGGAUUUGUGAAAAGGAAGCCUGGAAAGUUUUGCCUCUUGAUAAGGAUCGGGCCUGUGCUCUGGGAGCAGUGAUUCCAAAUAUAACAAUCCUCGAUCCAAUUGAUGAACCAGAAUGGGAAAGACCCUAUCCAAAAAGAGUGAAAAGAACUAGCAAUCCCCUCAUUGAGCACCCUACGAUUUUCCAUAGCAUAAUCAGAGCUUUAAUCCCAUCUCUAGGAGUGAGUGAAUUGGAAAAGGCAAUUGUAAAUAUUUCGGCUGUUAUGGAAAACAUACAAGAUCACACUCUGGAUGCAAUUGAAACCCUGAAAGAACAGUUCCAAAGCUUGUCUCGUGUGGUAAUACAAAACAGAAUGGCCCUCAAUUUUUUGCUAGCCUCACAAGGAGGUGUGUGUAAAGUCAUCAAUACCAGCUGCUGUUCUUACAUAGAUCAGACUGGUAGAAUUAAUAAUGAUUUGGCCGCAAUUCGAAAUCAAACCGAAAUUUUUCAUCAGAUAUCUCUGGAUGAUGUCUCCCUAGGUUUAGGAGACGUCCUCAACAAACUCACCUCAUGGUUACCGAACUGGACAUGGAUGAAACAACUGUUUAUCUUAGUAUUGUAUAUACUUAGUGUUAGUGUAAUAGCUCACUGCAUACACCGAUUUUAUAGUUGUUGUAAGUGUAGGUAGUAGAGAUUGGACAAAGACCUUUGGGUUUUGUCCAGUCUCUAAGGGGGGAACUGAUGCCUUAAGCCCCUAAUGGUUUUUUUUAUUUUUCUAAUAGUUAUAAGACUUGUAAAUUUUAUAGGUAGGUU